This is a messenger RNA of Spodoptera littoralis (African cotton leafworm), 855 nucleotides long. NCBI's taxonomy places the organism in Eukaryota, Metazoa, Arthropoda, Insecta, Lepidoptera, Noctuidae. The record is from the annotation of a GenBank genome assembly.
AUGGCUGACAUUUAUAAACUAAUACAUCCAGUCAAGUAUUUUAAUGACUAUUUAGCGAGAAAUAUACGUCCUGAUGGAAGAGGAUUUCACGAACAACGUAAUAUUAAGUUAAAUGUAAAUUCCAUAAAAGCAGCAGAUGCAUCUUCAGUGGUUAAAUGUGGAAACACGACAGUUGUAUGUGGGAUCAAACUGGAGCUAGCAACUCCAAAAGCCGAAGAGCCAGAUAUGGGAUUUCUAGUUACAAAUGUGGAGCUGCCUGCUUUAUGUUCAUCAAAAUUCAGACCAGGUCCACCAUCAGAUUUUGCUCAAGUCACCAGUACUUUAGUGUCAGACAUCAUAGUGAACUCAAAAUGUAUUGACUUGAAAGACUUGUGCAUAGCUCAUGACAAGUUAGCAUGGGUGUUGUAUUGUGACAUGGUCUGCAUUGACAACGAUGGUAGCUUGGUUGAUGCCUGUCUCAUGACUUUGAUGGCCAGUUUAAAAACUUUAACCCUUCCAACUGUAACAUAUGAUGCAGAAACAGAAGAAAUAUCAGUAGAUACAAAUGUUCGAACAAAACUUAAAGUACAUGGUCUACCUGUGGCAUCAAGCUUUGCUUUAUACAAACAUCUUCAGAGCACUAUUGUUUUGGCUGACCCCUCAUCAUAUGAAGAAGAGAUGUGUGGAGGUAUUGGUGCUAAUUUAAUAUUAUGCUACAACAAAGGAUUCCUCUGUGGCUCACACAAGUUUGGGUGCUGUAACCUCCCCAAAGAAUGUGAAGAAAUGGCUUUUAAAAUAGCUAAAGAAAAAACACAGCUUAUUGAAGAAGUUGUUGAUGUUUGCAUUAAAAACUAUGAAUUAGAGAAAAAUAAAUAA